Messenger RNA from Ricinus communis (castor bean), 1585 nucleotides. Its product is annotated as shikimate O-hydroxycinnamoyltransferase. The transcript has 3 exons. Gene Ontology annotation, molecular function: acyltransferase activity, transferring groups other than amino-acyl groups. The record is from RefSeq and is a predicted model, not a curated record. The coding region runs from base 148 to 1464 and encodes 438 amino acids. NCBI's taxonomy places the organism in Eukaryota, Viridiplantae, Streptophyta, Magnoliopsida, Malpighiales, Euphorbiaceae.
AAGACAAGAAAUCAAAUUGCACCUCCAAUUUUUUCUGUCAGUAUCGUUUUCACCUUCUCGCCCAGCUUUCAAGUAACUAUUUUUCCCACAAACAUUUCCUAGUUCAUCUGUCUUGGUGCUCCCAAAGGGUGAUAAUAAAGCAGGAAGAUGAAGAUUAAGACGAAGGAAUCAACUAUGGUGUACCCAAUGGAAGAUACUCCAAGUGAGCAUAUAUGGCUCUCAAAUUUAGACCUUCUGCAAUCAAGAAGCCACCUUCCUUCAGCAUACCUUUACAAGCCAAAUGGUUCUUCAGGUUUCUUUGAAACUAAAGUGCUUAAAGAAGCAUUAAGCAAAGUUCUUGUUCCAUUCUACCCUGUUGCUGGAAGGCUGGGGAAAGAUGAAAAGGGUAGGCUUGAAAUACACUGCAGUAGUGACAAAGGAGUUCUUUUUACAGAAGCUGAAGCAGAUUCAGCCAUGGAUGAGCUUGGAGACUUCUUGCGUGAUGAUGUUCUUCGUUUUCUUGUUCCAAAAGUUGAUUAUUCUAAUGCCAUAGAUUCUUACCCGCUACUUGUUUUACAGGUGACAACAUUCACUUGUGGUGGAGUUUCUCUUGGAGUUGGGUGGCAUCAUACCCUAGCAGAUGGUUACUCUGCCCUCCAUUUCACAAUGUCAUGGUCCAGCAUUGCCCGAGGCCUCCCCAUCAGUAUCCCACCGUUCCAUGACCGGACUGUUCUCCGCUGCCGUGACCCACCAGCCCCUGUAUUCCCCCACAUUGAAUACGAUGAGCCGCCUGCUUUAUACAUUUCUCCGCAAGAUCAGAAAGAAAACCAACUGGGCUCUAGUAAUUAUUUGGAAACUCUUAAGAUCACAGCCGAUCAACUCGAGACCCUCAAAGCUAAAGUUAAAAGCAAGGACGACAAAACUAAAUAUAGCACCUAUGAGAUCCUGACCGCACACAUAUGGCGAUGUGCUUGCAAAGCUCGAGGUUUGUCAGAUGAUCAAGAAACCAAAUUAUAUAUAUCAGUUGAUGGUCGGACCAGAUUCAGUCCUCCACUACCAUCCGGGUUCUUUGGCAAUGUAGUUUUCCAUGCAACGCCAAUUGCUUUAUGCGGAGAAGUGGCGUCAGAGCCAUUAGUAGACACUGCGGGAAGAGUUAACAAGACGAUAAAGAGGAUGGAUGAUGAGUAUUUAAGAUCGGCUAUUGAUUACUUGGAAGAAAUUGGUGACCCUACGAGAGUGUCAGAAAGAGUUAUGAAGACCGGCGGCAAGUGCCCAAAUCUCAAGAUUGUAAGUUGGGCGCGGAUGCCAUUUCUUGAAGCUCAUGAUUUUGGGUGGGGGAAGCCAAUAUCCAUGAGAGCUGCAAACCCUUCGGAAGGGAAAGGACACAUAAUUUCAUGUCCAAGUGGUGAUGAAAAUUUAGUAUUGGCAAUAUGCUUAGGAACCCAUCAAAUGCCAGCCUUCAAAAAGUUGUUUUAUGAAUUCUGAUAAUUUUUAUGAAUUCUGAUAAUUUCUAUUAGUCUUUUCUAUUUUUUGGCAGCAUCUUGAACUGAGAUUGUGCUACAAGGCAUUUCUACUUAUUUUUAUCAAUACUCUCCUUUUCUUUAUA